AUGCGUUUUCGUUUUAGGGGCGUUGCGUAUAAGCAUUUCUCGCAAGCAGGAAGUCUUCCUCCAAAGGCUGCUAAACUGUCGUCGAAGAUCGAUGCUCUGAAUCUGCGGGUUCAAUCGAUACUUUGUCGGAAAUUGUUCGAGCUACGUCAGUCUCAGGCAAUCAGCAACUACCGGCAUAUUAACCAAUAUCAACGGAGCAUCAAGGACGGUAGCAGAAACUGUGCUUCCGCGCCAUCCAGCUCAUGUUCGUUCAGCGGGCAGGGCGACCAAGGAACGAACGUAGCUCCGUCGUCUCAUCAGGCUAGCCCUAAAUCGUGUUCCGCCUCUGCUCACUCACCUACCCCUUCCCCUGCGAGUUCCACAGGUUCUUCGCAGUCCUUGCCGCCCGGCCUAGUCGCCAUACCUCAAAACGUUGAAGCCCUGUACAAGCAGCAACUGUCGCAUCUGCACAAUCUUAUGUGGGCUCAUCAUAACUGGCAGCUGUCGGAUAAAAAGCUCAAAUCGGAUGACAAGCCAUUUUUUGACCAUCUGGACAGGCUGUGUGGAGCGCUUAAUUUCAACUCCGGCAUUGGCGAGCUUUCGGUUUACGUAAUUACCGCUGUAGAUUGGCUUAAGUUAAUGCAUGGUAACAAGGUUGUGUAA
Messenger RNA from Soboliphyme baturini, 642 nucleotides. Lineage: Eukaryota; Metazoa; Nematoda; Enoplea; Dioctophymatida; Soboliphymatidae. The record is from the annotation of a GenBank genome assembly.